Hyaloperonospora brassicae is the source of this 1602-nucleotide messenger RNA. The record is from the annotation of a GenBank genome assembly. Lineage: Eukaryota; Oomycota; Peronosporomycetes; Peronosporales; Peronosporaceae.
AUGACGACCGACCAGAGGCUCUACGCGCUGAACGCGCUGCAGGUCGUCGGCGACUGGUCCGUGCACGGCGACGGCGACGGGAGGCUGUUCUACUACGACCGCCGGAAGGAUGUGUCGCAAUGGACGGCGCCGGACGCGCUCGCGCCGCUCGAGACGGCGUUCAUGAUGAAGUUUAUGCUGCAGGAGGCCGUGGCGCGCUCGGGCGUGUGGACGGCGCACGAUGCGGGCAACGGCACGUUGUACUACUUUAACGCGUCGACGAAAGUGUCGUCGUGGGAACGUCCGAGCGAGUGGGGCGAGACGGGGGCGGACGAGGCUGAAGAGACGCGCGGGGGGGGGCGAAGAAGUAGGGAGAGAACUGCGAGGGAGGAGCGGGAGAAGCUGAAGGAAGAGAGGAGGGAGAAGAAGAAGAGGAAGGAGCGUGAGCGGCAUCACAAGGACAAGGAGAUGUUGGCCGAGGAGAAGGAUGAGCAGACGGAGAAAGGAGCAGCCGAAGAGGAGAGGGAGGAGAAAGAGCCACUGACGGCUGAGGAAGUGCAGGCAGCACAGGAGCGGGAGGUACGUGACAAGAGGCGGGUCGAGCAGUUUCGUACCAUGCUGCGCGAGAAGAACAUCAUGCCUUUGUGCAAGUGGUCCGUGGCUCUACCGCAGAUCGCUGGCGACCCUCGCUUCGUUGGCGUACCGACGAUGGACGAGAGGCGUGCAAUUUUCGAGCAUUUCGUCGAACACCGUCGAGAAGAUCUGAAGGCAGAGAAGAAGGGCGAGCUGAAGCGUGCGAGGCAGUUGUUUUCGCAGUUCUUGCGCGAGCAGUUUGAGCUGGAUUCGUGGGCGCUGGGCACGACGUUGAGUGUGUUUUUAUCGACACUGGAAGACAAGAUUGAGCCUGCACGAUACAAGGACGUCCAAGAUAAUGCACUGGCCUUGUUGACGCUGUCGACGCAAGAAAAGAUAUAUGCCAAGGCGGUAGCAGCAUUCAAGUCGGACGCGCUGAAGCGUGAUGGAGAGCAACUGCGGCUGACAAGAUUUCUCGAGGACAGGCUAUCUACUACGGAGGGCAAGUCACUGUUGUUACAACGGGAAGAAAACAGAGUCCAAACGCUUCUUCGUGAGUUCUACAGCUCCGCUGAUACGGGUGGCGCACUGCUGUCGGAGCAAAAGCAGCGACAGGUGUUUGAUGAAGUGGCCGCGCGAAUAGCUCACAGUCAAGCUAGGGAGCGCGACGUGGCGAACGAAAAGCAGUCAGGAGGCUCACGGGCGAACCAUCGAUUGCAGUCGCGGGACCACUCGACGGGCAGCGUGAGGAAGGCAAGUCCACGGCAACAACGCAGUGCCUUGGACCGCAAUCGUCAUCGCUCUCGCUCUCGAUCCAGUCGUCGACGCAGCCAUAGCGACAGCCGGUCACACUCUCGCGAGCGCACGAGCAGAUACCGUCGGCGCAGCCAUAGCGGCAGCCGCUCACAGUCCCGCGAGCGUACAAGCGGACAACGUCGGCGACGCUCGCCAACCCGGUCGCGCUCCCGAGUGCGAUCGCGUCGAAAAGCAUCCAACCGUCGUCGUCACUACUCUUCCUCGCUUUCCAGGUCUCGCUCACGCGAGCGUUGA